Molecule: messenger RNA, 420 nt
Organism: Linum trigynum
Lineage: Eukaryota; Viridiplantae; Streptophyta; Magnoliopsida; Malpighiales; Linaceae
Source: the annotation of a GenBank genome assembly
AUGUCGUCCGGUUUAGUUGCAACGGGCCUUGACACAACGACAGCGUUUGAGUCAACGGUCUUCUUCUCCAAUGGUUCUGGAUUCAAAUUUGGGAAAAAACUGAUUGUUUUCCCUGAUACUUUCUUCAUCUACAACAGCAGAAGUUCCGGUUUCUUGAACCAGAAAUGUCUGCUUCUUGGAAGCUUAAGCGAAUUUGAAGAGACGCGCGUCCGAAUCGAAGAACUAGACCCACGAAGGAUGGGAAUGGAGGUGGCGAAGAGCGACGAAAUGGGUGUAGUUGUAGUGGGAGUUGAAGAAGGAAGAGCAACCAAUUGCACGGUCAUUUCUAUAUCAGCUGCCUUCUGUCCUUCUCCUUUCCCGCUCUCAGUUUCUGUUGCAAGUUUCAGACUUUCGAGUUGCGUAGCGCAAAUGGCUGACUAG